This is a messenger RNA of Choloepus didactylus (southern two-toed sloth), 4282 nucleotides long. RefSeq names its product BRISC and BRCA1 A complex member 2 (gene BABAM2). NCBI's taxonomy places the organism in Eukaryota, Metazoa, Chordata, Mammalia, Pilosa, Megalonychidae. Bases 161 to 1492 code for a protein of 443 amino acids. Gene Ontology annotation, cellular component: BRISC complex; BRCA1-A complex. The record is from RefSeq and is a predicted model, not a curated record. The transcript has 12 exons. Gene Ontology annotation, biological process: double-strand break repair.
GUCAAGGGGGCGGGGCGUUAGGAGAGCGCGCACGCUCGCGUCCGGUCCGCGGUGCGCGCGCAGUUCGGUGUGUCAGUCGGGGGCGCGCUCGGGUAACCCCACGUAGUCGCCGGUUACCGAUCGGACUAAGUUCCAGUGGUGAUUUGCAAGUGAAGUUAAAAUGUCCCCAGAAGUGGCCUUGAACCGAAUUUCUCCAAUGCUCUCCCCAUUCAUAUCUAACGUGGUCCGGAAUGGAAAGGUGGGACUGGAUGCUACAAACUGUUUGAGGAUAACUGACUUGAAAUCUGGUUGCACAUCAUUGACUCCUGGGCCCAACUGUGACCGAUUUAAACUGCACAUACCGUAUGCUGGAGAGACAUUAAAAUGGGAUAUCAUUUUCAAUGCCCAAUACCCAGAGCUGCCCCCUGAUUUUAUCUUUGGAGAGGAUGCUGAAUUCUUGCCAGAUCCCUCGACUCUUCAUAAUCUUGCCUCCUGGAAUCCUUCAAAUCCUGAAUGUCUCUUACUUGUGGUGAAGGAACUCGUGCAGCAGUACCACCAAUUUCAGUGCAGCCGCCUGCGAGAGAGCUCCCGCCUCAUGUUUGAGUACCAGACUUUACUGGAAGAGCCACAGUAUGGAGAGAAUAUGGAAAUUUAUGCUGGGAAAAAGAACAACUGGACUGGUGAAUUUUCUGCUCGUUUCCUUUUGAAAUUACCAGUGGAUUUCAGCAAUAUUCCCACAUACCUUCUCAAGGAUGUAAAUGAAGACCCUGGAGAAGAUGUGGCCCUUCUUUCUGUCAGUUUUGAGGACACCGAAGCCACUCAGGUGUACCCCAAGCUUUACUUAUCACCCCGAAUUGAACAUGCACUUGGAGGCUCCUCGGCACUUCAUAUCCCAGCUUUUCCAGGAGGAGGAUGUCUCAUUGACUAUGUUCCUCAAGUUUGCCACCUGCUCACCAACAAGGUACAAUAUGUGAUUCAAGGAUACCACAAAAGGAGAGAAUAUAUUGCUGCUUUCCUCAGUCACUUCGGCACAGGUGUCGUGGAAUAUGAUGCAGAAGGCUUUACAAAACUCACUCUGCUGCUGAUGUGGAAAGAUUUUUGUUUUCUUGUACACAUUGACCUGCCCCUGUUUUUCCCUCGAGACCAGCCAACCCUCACCUUCCAGUCUGUCUAUCACUUCACCAACAGCGGACAGCUUUACUCCCAGGCCCAAAAGAAUUAUCCCUACAGCCCCAGGUGGGAUGGCAACGAAAUGGCCAAAAGAGCAAACCUCUGCUUUACGAUACAUGUCAGUCCGGGACAGCAAGUGAUCUGUUUGAGGAGGCCUGCUGACGACACUCUGCAGCAAAUGCAGAACGGUGUGAUCCUUAAACAUUCCUCUCAUCCACAGCUGUGGCCCCCGCCUCUGCCAAGCCUGUCACCAAAGCCACACACAAGGCGCGCACGCAGCAGGUUUGGGCAGAAGACAAGCCAAGGGCGUGGCAGUGCCUCUAGCUGCAGAGUUCAUCCGUAGAUACCACAAGGAUGCCACAAGCAGCUUGGGACCGAGUUUUGAGACAGGCGCUGUGUGCCAAUGACCUUGGCUGAGUGUCCAACCCCACGAGUGGCCAGCUGUGCCUCUGACUGCCAGGUCACUAUGAUUAGUGCACAGGGCCUGACCCAGUGAGUCACAGGGAGGAGGCUGAGCAGAGGGCAAGGACCCCAGGACCUCUUCGUCUGCACAGGGCCCCCCUCCUCUGCAGCCACAUGUGCUUCUGGCCAUUCCUGAGGACACAGAGCCCCUCACCCUUAGACCCAGCUUUGUCCCACGGUGACAGUUGGCAUCUGUGGAACGAAUUGUGCCAGGCACCGUGCCAAGUGCUUGCUUGGACCAUCUCAUUGGAGCCUCAGAAGAAGGCCCAUUCUACAGGUAAGAAACUAAUCCUAACAAGGUGGACCACCUCUCCUGAGUGACGCAACUCAUAAGGAACAGGCCAGAGCCCGUGCCACACCACCUGUCCUCCACCUGCAGCCGUGCGCACUCGAGCUGAUGGUGCCUUAGGGAUCUUCAAGCUCGGCUCCCUGCUUUCGAGAUGACAGAACUGAAGCCAGAGAGUAGAAGAUGUUUAGCCCUGGACCCAAGGCCCAGAAAAAGUGGGCCCACUGAGCACUCCAGCCCCCUGAGGCCCAGUCCCAGGCCUGUCCCCUCCCUGCCCUGCCCACGAGCCAAGGCCCUCCCAGGAGCCUCUGCCGCACUGACGUCAUCGAGCACCUGCCCCAUCUUGGCCUAGGAUCUGUUCCUUAAGGUUUAUUUUGCUAACCUGAGACUAGUGGAUGAGAAUGAAUUGUGAGUUUACGAAACCCUGAGCAGAAGAACUAAGAUCAGUGAAGAGGGUCAAACCCUUAUUUUGUGCUAAGGCAAUUCUGAGCUCUGAUUUGGUCUAAAAAUAAGUUCCCUUCCAACGGGAGUAGAGUGAGGAGCUUGACCGACGCGGAGCCGUCUCUCCCUGUGGCCCCACGUGGCCAGCCAGGGGGAGGUGAGGAGACCUUGCCCCCCACCCCAAACCACACUUACGCUUUCAAAGCUCAUCGUGCACUUUGUCUUUGGGUCAAAGAUUUUUUUAAAAGAUGACAGAUAACUACUGCUGUUGGCAAGCUAAACUCUGGGCAGCUCUCCAUUUUCUCCGAUAAAAAGUGAAAUAAAUGAAAACAGCACUUAAAAAAAUCUGUAAAUGGGUAGGAGCCAGUUGUCAUAUCACCCUCCCUCCCCCUCCCCCCACGGCCUUACUGAGGAGCCGAGUUUCGAGGCGCUGGCUGAGAACACCGCGUCUUUAGGUAACCUCUCCACACCGCUUCCCACCGCGUCACAGCUCGCCCCGGCAGGGAAAGCCCAGGACCAAACAGGGAACUUUAGAACUUUCUGAAGGAGGAAAGAGCGUGACUUUAAAGCCUGCUCCCCCUUGCCAAGACCGCUUUUUCUAAGGAGCUUGCCUUGUCACAGCUUUCUGGGGGGAUUUUCCGAGGAAACGCCAAGCUGAUGAGAUUGGCCUCAGGAGCCGGUGUGACUGACCUGAGGAGAGAGUGGGAGGGUCCCUGCGGGCCGCCCUGCUCACCAUCAGGCCCGUGCCCAGCGCCUGCCCUGGCCGCAGCCGGCACAUCCAUGCAGCAGGCACCUGCCGUGGGGCCCACCACACGGACCAACAAUAGCCCCCCCAGGAGCCCUCGGGUGUAACUUGGGGAUGGGGCUCCACCCUGCCCUCCUUGCCAAGUGGGACGGGGGGAUCACACCCCAGUGAGCCCUUCAAGCUGUCACACCAGCACGGCGGAUGGGCCACCAGCCUGUCAGUCUCAGACACUCUGACCAAGGCCACAAGGCCUAACACAGCUGACACACGCCUUGCUGGAGCGACAGCAGUGGACGGAAUAGAUAUGUAAGGAACGGAUGGCCCUCUCGUCUGCAUGGCCGUGCAUGGUUGACAGUGCCCCUUCCCACACACUGUCCCCUGCAAAUUUCACUUCAAGAUGGGCUUGUCACCCCAACCCGCUGUAGGGGAAGCAGAGCCCAGGGCUUCCCUGUGCCCUGCCUGGCCUCUCCCUGGGCCCAGGGCUCUCUCCACCACAUCACAGUCCCCUCUUUUGCAUUAAGGCUCCUUGGUGCCUAGUGAGUAGGGACUUUGAGGUCAUAAGUAUCAGAGAAGGUGACGCUGUGGCUGCCUCGGGACUGGGCUGCCCUGGACAUGGAUAGAGGGGAUGCUUUAUCUUUCUUUCUCACUAGUUAUUGGCAUAAAUCUGGGAAUGGACUAAAUAUUACAUUAUCUGCUUUCUGCAAUAGCUCUCUCCCUCCUGAAACAGCAUGUAAGGGACAUGCUUUGGCAGCUUCUUGCAACACGGUGGCCAUCAGUAGUUACAUGAACUGAGGCACAGGCCUCCGCUGAGUGCCUGAGGUCACGGAAAGGAGCCCGUGCUCCCCGUUUUCUGGGGGUUGGCAGCCUGGCCCAGCAAGUCAGACAGACAUACGCCCCGGAAGAUGUACAGAGGGGGUCUGUGUGCAGGGAGGGAAGCUUCUGGUGACCAGGAAGGAGUGGAUGGGAUCGCGGGCAUUUGGCCUGAGCAUGAAUAAAGCCCAGAGGUGGGAAAUGGCCUGAGAAAGAACAAGAGGUCAGAGUGGAGGGAGUGUGGGGCAUUUUAGAUCUGGGUUCCCGGAGGGCCCUUAGGGGGUCUGUAACAUCCCUCCAGAGUGUGUGAUGUGUGCAGUGGGGGGUUUACCUGCACUUUUUCUGGGGAGAGAAUCCUAACCUUUCAUUAGCUUCUCAAAGGGGAACAU